AUGUCGUUAGAUUCGGACUCCUCUUCGCAGGGCGGCGACCGCCGGAGCUUCCGGCAGAUCACACGAGACCGAUUAUUAUUUGAAAUGCUCAGGUCGACUAGGAAGGAUUCAAAAUCAGCAUGGAAGGUUCUUAUCAUGGAUAAGUUUACGGUCAAGAUAAUGUCCUACUCAUGUAAGAUGGCAGACAUCACAGAAGAAGGGGUUUCAUUGGUUGAAGAUCUAUACAAACGGAGACAGCCAUUGCCUUCACUGGAUGCUAUAUAUUUCAUCCAACCAACUAAAGAAAAGGCGUAUGUGUUUUUCAGUUCUCCCAUACAGAAAGACUUAGUUGCUCAAAUAAAAAGGGAUUCAAGUAUAUUACCUCGUAUUGGUGCACUUAGUGAGAUGAAUUUGGAGUACUUCCCUAUUGAUUCCCAGGGUUUCAUAACUGACCAUGAAAGGGCAUUGGAAGAGCUUUUCUGUGAGAGUGCAGAAGGCUUCAACAAAUACAAUGCUUGUUUGAAUGCAAUGGCUACUCGUAUAUCUACAGUAUUUGCAUCUAUGAGGGAAUUUCCCCGUGUGCACUACCGCAUUGCCAAGACCAUUGAUGCUUCUACAAUGACAACACUAAGGGACAUGGUGCCCACAAAGAUUGCUGCUGGUGUAUGGAAUUACCUCUCCAAAUAUAAAACGUCAAUUCCUGAAUUCCCGCAGACAGAAACUUGUGAACUUCUCAUAGUAGACCGUUCAGUAGAUCAGAUCGCACCAAUAAUUCAUGAAUGGACUUAUGAUGCCAUGUGCCAUGAUCUGCUAUGCAUGGAUGGUAACAAGUACGUACAUGAGGUUUCAAGUAAAAAUGGUUCAGCCUCAGAAAAAAAGGAGGUCCUGUUAGAGGACCAUGAUCCAGUUUGGCUUGAACUUCGACAUUCCCAUAUAGCAGAUGCAAGUGAAAGACUUCAUGAUAAGAUGACACAUUUUGUCUCGAAGAACAAAGCUGCUCAACGACAGCAAGCAAGAACCGGAGGAGAGCUAUCAACUAGAGACCUACAAAAAAUGGUUCAAGCUCUUCCACAGUACACUGAUCAAAUUGACAAGCUUUCGCUGCAUGUCGAGAUUGCAGGAAAACUCAAUGUCAUAAUAAGGGAGCAAUGUCUUAGAGAUGUUGGACAACUAGAGCAAGAUCUUGUAUUUGGUGAUGCUGGGACAAAAGAAUUAAUCAAUUUUUUUCGGACACAAUUGGGUGUAAGUCGUGAAAAUAAGUUGCGUCUGCUCAUGAUUUACGCAGCAAUCAAUCCAGAGAAGUUUGAAAGCGAUAAGGGUACAAAAAUGAUGCAGUUGGCAGGAUUAUCUGCUGAUGACAUGAUUGCUGUGAAUAAUAUGCGCUGCUUAUGCACUGACACAAAAAAGUCCUCAGGAGGAGCUUUUACACUGAAAUUUGAUGUUCAGAAGAAAAAACAUGCACAUAGAAAAGAGCGAACAACGGAACAAUCAGCAUGGGCACUGUCCCGAUUUUAUCCGGUUCUGGAGGAAUUGAUUGAGCAGCUCAGCAAGGGUGAAUUACCAAAAGAUGAAUAUAACUGCAUGAACGACCCUAGUCCCAGUUUCCAUGUUGUACCUACCACUACCAGUACCUCAGUCCACACAAGCCCAGCUCACUCGAUGAGAUCUAGGAGGACUGGUGGAUCAUGGGCUAGGCCUCGUGGUUCUGAUGAUGGUUAUUCAAGUGAUUCUGUAUUGAAGCAUGCAUCGAGUGAUUUCCAAAAGCAUGGCCAGCGUAUAUUUGUUUUUGUCAUUGGUGGUGCUACUCGAUCAGAGUUACGCGCUGCACACAAGCUUUCAUCGAAGCUGAAGCGUGAGGUCAUCCUUGGUUCGUCCAGCCUUGAUGAUCCACCCCAGUUCAUCACAAAACUGAAGAUGAUGUCCGCCGAAGAGCUAACACUGGACGAUCUUCACAUAUAA
Molecule: messenger RNA, 1938 nt
Organism: Triticum turgidum subsp. durum (durum wheat)
Lineage: Eukaryota; Viridiplantae; Streptophyta; Magnoliopsida; Poales; Poaceae
Source: the annotation of a GenBank genome assembly